This is a messenger RNA of Blumeria graminis f. sp. triticale, 2433 nucleotides long. The record is from the annotation of a GenBank genome assembly. NCBI's taxonomy places the organism in Eukaryota, Fungi, Ascomycota, Leotiomycetes, Helotiales, Erysiphaceae.
AUGGCUCGGCAAACAAAUUCUGGCAAACCUUGCCAUUUCGUUCCUUGCUGCGCACACAAACCGCUCAACAUGAGGUUAAUCACAGCUCGACCGGCCGUGCUUGGUGCCAAAGCUCGUGUAGCCGCUCCCCGAAGUCUGUCGGUUCUCGGUAGAAUCCGAUGUCUGCAGGUCGCGGCACCACAGCGCACCCGCGCCUCCCUGACACCUCUAAGAUGUGGCCCGAAAUUCUAUUCUCAGAUGGCGAGCGCACCCGAUGCAACGCCAAAUCAGAAGCAAGUCGAACCCGUUGACAGCAAGGAACAAAAGCGUCUCGCCCGCCUGCGCAACAUUGGCAUUGCUGCACACAUUGAUAGCGGAAAAACGACGGCAACAGAGCGCGUGCUCUUCUAUACCGGUCGCAUCAAGGCCAUCCAUGAGGUCCGCGGAAAGGAUGCAGUCGGCGCCAAGAUGGACUCGAUGGACCUGGAAAGGGAGAAAGGCAUCACCAUUCAAUCCGCCGCGACCUUUUGUGAUUGGAAAAAGGUAGAAGAGGGCAAGGAAGAGACUUACCAUAUUAAUCUGAUUGAUACUCCAGGCCAUAUCGACUUCACCAUCGAGGUCGAACGCGCGCUCCGAGUCCUUGACGGUGCCGUCAUGAUUCUUUGUGCCGUCAGCGGCGUGCAAAGCCAGACCAUCACUGUCGACAGGCAAAUGCGAAGGUACAAUGUGCCGCGCAUUAGCUUCAUCAAUAAGAUGGACCGCAUGGGCGCCAACCCCUUCAAAGUCGUCGAACAAAUCAACAAGAAGCUACGGAUACCGGCGGCAGCCCUACAAGUCCCCAUCGGCACAGAGGAUACGUUUAAUGGAGUCAUAGACUUGAUCCGAAUGAAGGCCAUUUACAACGAAGGUCCAAAGGGCGAAAUUAUCAGAGAAACCGAUGAGAUUCCGGAAAAUCUCAAGGCACUGGCCGAGGAGAAACGAGCCGUUAUGAUUGAGGUGCUGGCCGAUGUCGACGAUGAGAUUGCAGAGAUUUUUCUCGACGAGAGGGUACCUACCCCCAAACAGAUCAAGGCGGCCGUGCGCCGAGCCACCAUCGCACGCAAGUUUACUCCCGUCGUCAUGGGCAGCGCGUUGGCCGAUAAAUCGGUCCAACCCAUGCUCGACGCCGUAUGUGACUACUUGCCAGAUCCCUCCGAAGUGGAAAACUUGGCCCUGGAUCAGAGGCGUGCCGAGGCCCCGGUUAAAUUGACGUCCUACAAUUCGCUGCCCUUUGUCGGCUUGGCCUUCAAACUGGAGGAGAGUAAUUUUGGCCAGCUCACCUACGUCCGCGUAUACCAAGGAACCCUGAAGAAGAGUAUGAAUGUCUUCAACGCUCGAACUGACAAAAAGGUCAAGGUCCCGAGGAUCGUUCGCAUGCACUCGAACGAGAUGGAGGACGCCCUUGAGAUUGGUGCCGGAGAAAUCUGUGCUGUAUUUGGGGUCGACUGUGCCUCUGGUGAUACGUUUACCGACGGUGGACUUCCCUACUCCAUGACGUCAAUGUUUGUCCCCGAUCCCGUCGUAUCGCUCUCCAUCAAGCCCAAACACACCAAAGACGGUGCCAACUUCAGCAAGGCCAUGAGUCGAUUUCAGCGCGAAGAUCCUACAUUCAGAGUGCAUGUGGAUAUUGAGAGUGGCGAGACAAUCAUCUCGGGCAUGGGCGAGCUCCAUCUCGAUAUCUAUGUGGAGAGGAUGCGACGAGAGUAUCGGGUCGAAGUUGAAACCGGACAGCCCCAAGUCGCCUACCGUGAAACUGUCACGCAGCCCGCCAAAUUUAAUCAUACCUUGAAGAAGCAGACAGGUGGAGCUGGAGACUUUGCCCGCGUAGCCGGUUAUAUGGAGCCUAUUCCCCAAGAUUCACAUGGCUUCAGUCCUGCCCAGUUUCGCGAGGAGAUUGUCGGCGGCGCCAUCUCGGAAAAGUUCCUCUUUGCCUGCGAAAAAGGCUUCCGCGCAUCUUGCGAGAAAGGGCCGCUGAUAGGGCAUCCCGUGCUCGCCACCCUCAUGGUGAUUGAUGAUGGCGCCAUACAUUCUACUGAUUCCUCGGAGCUCGCCUUCAAGAAUGCGACGCAGCAGGCCUUUCGCAAGGCCUUUAUGGACUGCAAGCCCCAGAUCCUCGAGCCGGUCAUGAAAACGACGGUGAGCUCGCCAAACGAGUUCCAAGGUAACAUCGUCGGCCUCCUCAACAAGCGCAACUCAAUCAUCAACGAUACCGAGACCGGGCCCGAGGACUUCACCCUCAAUGCCGACUGCAGCCUAAACUCCAUGUUUGGCUUCAGCUCUCAAUUGCGCGCCGCGACGCAGGGCAAGGGAGAGUUUAGCAUGGAAUUCAGCCACUACAGUCCUGCUCCUGGCCAGCUACAGAAAGAACUCAUUGAAAAGUAUUUGAAGCAGCAGGCCGAAAGACACAAGAAGUGA